AUGAGCAGCUCACAACCCCCCUACUACGCCUCGAGCUUUGGUGAUCCCACCCAGCAUCCCAAUCGCGCUGCCCCGAUUGGCACCCAGAUGGGCGGGACUACCAGUACGGGCGAUCCCCAGACUGGUCCUGCUCCAACCACCGCUGGACCGCACCGAUCUAAUGUGAUGAACAAGCUGGAUCCACGCGUGGACAGCGACCUGAACAAUCGCGCACAGUAUGCACCAGGCACGACCACGUCCGGCAACGUGCACCCGCAAACCGCACAGGACGCAUCCUUGAACGAAAGCAGCAACGCCGGGCCCCAUCGUUCGGCCGCCAUGAACAAGCUGGAUCCCCGCGUGGACAGCGAGUCCGGCGAGAUGAGCACCAAAACCACCAAUCAGACCGGCUCGGGCACCCGACGAACGUACACCGACACAUCGGGGUCGGCGGCCAACACUGCCGGGACGGGCUCCUACGACGCCCAUGCCCCGUACAGCGCUGGAUAUUCCGGUGCCAUGCCCAAUGCAGCGGGAUAUGCGCGGUCUGGUGUGCGCUACCAAGAAUCGCCGCCGUCUAACUCGGCAUCGGGUACACACUCUGCUUCUAAAGGUCAGGAGUUCGGUCGCGGAAUCAAGUCGACCCUGGCCGGUAUUCAUGGGGCCGGAGAAUCGUUGCGCGGAAACUUCAAUGCGGCGGUUGAUGAAGCUGUUGGCCAUAAAGAGGGAGUGGCGAAGAACUCUGGGAUUGCACAACAGGGAGAACGAGAGAUUUCGUCGGGGCAGUUCCAACGAAGUCAUCACCAUUGA
Aspergillus terreus NIH2624 is the source of this 789-nucleotide messenger RNA. It is a transcript of the gene dprC, whose product is annotated as protein dprC. The coding region runs from base 1 to 789 and encodes 262 amino acids. The transcript has 2 exons. NCBI's taxonomy places the organism in Eukaryota, Fungi, Ascomycota, Eurotiomycetes, Eurotiales, Aspergillaceae. The record is from RefSeq and is a predicted model, not a curated record.